GUUAUCGCAAAAAGUUUUCCCUUCAUAGUAAAAAGACUUAUUUUAAUUAGGUACUGAUUAUGCAAAUUUGCCUAUUUGUUUAACUCAGGUGAAAGGUACCGUUUCAGCCCUUGGUUAACAAUUUACUAUACUUUAAGCUCCAGUUUAGCUUAUUGUGACGGAAGAGUAACUACGGAACCCUACACUGAGCGUGGCCCGACAUGCUCUUGGCCGGUUUUUCUCCAAUAUGCUCGGAAAUGUUCACCUUAUUGUAGCAAAAAUAGUACGGGAAGUUCUUCGUUAUGGUCAAACUCAAAUAAAAUAAAACCAGCCAAGAGCAUGUCGGGCCACGCUCAGUGUAGGGUUCCGUAGUUACUCUUCCGUCACAAUAAGCUAAACUGGAGCUUAAAGUAUAGUAAAUUGUUAACCAAGGGAUGAAACUGUACCUUUCACGCGAGUUAAACAAAUAGGCAAAUUUGCAUAAUCAGUACCUAAUUAAAGUAAGUCUUUUUACUAUGGGAGAAACUUUUUGCGAUUACUCAAAAACAGCUAAACUGAUCAUGUCCGCUAUAGUUUUCAUUUAAUAUCUUUCUUAAGCUCUACUUCCACGAUUUUUUUUCCUAUUUAUUGGACCUAUGGUUCAAAAGUUAGAGGGGGGGGGGACAAUUUUUUUUUCUCUUUCGGAGUGAUUAUCUCCGAAUAUAUUCACUUUAUCAAAAAAUGUUUGUUAAAGACCCCUAUUAGUUUUGAAAGACCUUUCCAACAAUAACCCACACUGUAGGGUUGAAGCAAAAAAAAAAAAUCACCCCCACUUUACGUGUAGGGGAGGUACCCUCAAAAAAAUUAAAUUUUUAUAUUUUAUUGUACGACUUUGUCGGCUUUAUUGAUUUAUAUAUUCAUGCCGAAUUUGAGCUUUCUAGCACUAACGACCACGGAGCAAAGCCUCGGACUGACAGACAGACAGACAGACAGACAGACGGACAUGGCGAAACUAUAAGGGUUCCUAGUUGACUACGGAACCCUAAAAAAAAACAAACCAUUAUUGUCGUAUUUUAGCGGACGGGAAAUUAUUACUGUAUUGUUUUUUACUAUUUAAAAACAUGUAUCCAUUAAGGAAAACGCAAACAGGCAAUGAUUAUAGCCACGAGCUGCUUUCUACACGACGCGGUCAGCAUCAUUUCAAGCUAUAGGAUUGAGUCGUGUAAGAUCGUCGUGUAUGAUCGUGUGAAUACUGCUUGAUAAAAUCAAAUACUAUAUAACUUUUAUAUUUUUGUAAGGAUCUCAUUCGUGCAAAUACAGCUUAUAUUGAAUGAGCGUUUAUUGAAUGGUACUGAAUGGCUGAAUGGUUGUGCCUUUAACUUUAAAAAAAGUGUAAUUGUAAUAAUUGUUUUUGACUUUUUCGAUGUGAAGGUUCGAUUUGAGUGGUUGAUGCUUAAAAUAUGAUUCCUAAAUUAUGACCUGAUUUCCUGGCAUGUUUGGAGAAAAGCACUGUAUAUGCCUCGGCAGGAACAGCAAUUCGUGGAUUAGUCUUCUUUGUCGGACUCCGCAUUGAGGAAAAACUAGCAGCUUUUUAUACGUGUCGGCAGGAAUAGCAAGUCCUGGAUUAGUCGUCUUAUCCACGAAUUACAAUUUCCCAGCCUCUGCAAUUGUCCGUUCCGCUUUAAAUUUCGAUUUAAUUUCAUUUUAUUAUUCAGAUUUCAUUAUAAGUAUUUGCCUGACCACGUAAUUAUUAUUGUGCAGCAUAAUACCAAGAGAGUAUUAUAAAAAAAAAAUGUAAUGAAUUCGUUUUUCGAUCAUCGAUUUUUAUCCAAAAUAACGUUACAGAUUUGUGUGUUUUGCAUCAGAGUAUUUCUAUAACAUAGUAUCUAUGUUGUAGAAAUACUAUGAUAUUGAUAACAAACAAAUUCGGAAAGUUUUAUAAUUUCCCAAUUACAAUAGCAUUUGCAUAAAAAUUCUAAAAUUGACAUUCUGGUGGCACAUAUCAGUUGGUCAUCUUAGUAACCCAAGAGAUAAAAAAUCCUACUUACACUAAGCUUGGCAAGCCUUCUUAUUAGCCGUUAUUCUAAUAUUGGUAUUUUUCUUUUUAAUUUAGAGUUGAUGACUUUAGUUGAGAAUUAUAUUAGAUUGCAUUAUUUUGUAAUGUAACUGACACAUAAUCUUGCUUUUUAAAAUAAUGUAAAAUCUAGUCUAGAGUAGUAUGUAAUUUAUUUAUUUGCAUUCCUCGCUCUUUACGAAGAAACACUAUACCCACUUUCCUUGGCUCAAUAGUAGUUAACAGGCAGGCCUAAAUAACAAUGAUAAUUUAAAAAACCGGUCAAGUGCGAGUUCGUUUAACUCGCGCACCGCGGGUUCCACACUAACUUCCAAUUAUAUCCUCUACCUAACUAUUUAAUAAACUCAAAAGACUGUUAACCUACUUUGGUAUACUAAGCAUAAUUGUGUAUAACGACAUCUACCGGCAUAUUAAUUUGCGCGACCAAUAUAUAUAUGUUGGUUUUUCAUGAAUAAUUCUUUGUCGUCAUCAGAACCGAAUUCAACUAUUUAUGUUUUAUUUGAAAGAAGGUAAUAUUAGUGUAAUGUCAUAGAAAUUUCAAGUAUAAUAAAUACCCGCAAAGGGGGUUAAAUUGCAAAUUAAAUCUGGAAAUGUUUUUCGAUAAUUGGGUACUUGACACAUGUUGAAUAUUAUAACAAAAUUCAACUAAAUGGAUAGAAAAUGAGAUUUAAAAAAAUAGAAGGCUCCAAAACAACAUUUUUUAAAUUUCAAAAAGAAUAAAGAAAAUGGAACCGGAUUCGAUUCCUUAUAGGUUAUUGAAAAAUAAAUUGUAUGACAACUAUAUACAUAAACGCAAUGUUACAGGGUCAAAAUAGCAAAUUUUCUUGCUCUUCCAUACAUUUAGGACAGACUAAUGUACUGUCACGUCACAUUACAAUAUCAUUUUGCUAGAGGCGUUUCAAUCGUCGAGUGCGAGCGUCAGACUUAACUCUUAUUUCUGACCUUUGUGUUGCUUAAAUGCCAUGAGUCCUAUUCGAUCCUCAGGAAAAUCAAGGUCGAUUGACAUUAUUUACAAAAAAACUGUCAAGUAGCCAAUUACUAAAAACUUAUCAAGAUAGAGGUGUCAUUAUAUUUUUCCUGUAAUAUUUGUGAUAAUUUUACGUAUUUAUUCACUAUGAAAAACAAAUUGUUUCGGAUCGAAUGUUCAAUUUAAGCUCUUUCUAAUGAUACCCCAUUUGAUUAGUAACUAGACUAGAAAUUUGCCCCCUCCUCAUAUUGGGCAUUUACCGUAGUUAAUAAAAAUAAAAUACAAAAGUAGGGUUUUCAAUGUGUCUAACUCGGAUAGUAUUGUUCAUAACUAUUCUAAAUUUCAAAUCGAUAGCAGAAGUAGUUCCUGAGAUAUCAAGCAAUGUGACAGACGGCCGGACGGACAGACAGAGUCGCACCAUAAGGGUUCCUCUUGUACCUUUUUUGUACGGAACCCUAAAAACUGCAUAUCUGAAGUCUCCUUUUGGCAAUGAAAUGCGACCAAAUCUCAGUUUGUGAAAUACUGUGUCAAAAUUACCUGUUCUACAUAUCUAUGAUUUUUUGGUCUAUAAUUUUCAACACAUGAAAUGAUAAAGUUAUAAAAGAUAAUGUAACUAUCAUCACGUAGUCAUUACCAAUUAGGUAUUUAACAGAAAUUAUAUAAUCGAGCGACAGCUAGACAAUAACUACGGCAGCAUGGGGCUGAGGCACAAACUUGUGAUCGUUUUUAUUACAUUCCAGAUACUGUCAAAUCAUUGCAUGCCGCAUCAUACAAAUCAUUCUAAAAUUUCACUGAGUAGUACUGCCAAGAAUAUUACAUCCUCACAUAGUAAAAGGAUGAAAAAAGAAGCAAUAUGUAAUAAUUUUGUUGCUACUAAUAUUUCGAAAUCCAUUCAUUUUCCUAAUGUCGAAUAUCCUUCCGACUCAGGACACGAGGAGUACCAUCGUUUCCUAAAUGAGUAUCCUAUACAAUUUAAAUCUAAUAAUAACACAUGUAACUGUUCUUGUCAAGCACAGAAAUGUAAAAUGGAAACAAAACAUAAACGUAAUUUGGCUAUGGCCGCCAACGCCAAGUCCAAACAUAAAGUAAUUACAUCUAUCAAAAAAUAUGACCCUGAGCUGCAGCCGAACUGUUGCAGCGGAUCAGGUGUUUUUCCUGAAGUGGAAUAUCCGCUCAGUACGAGAGACAUGUGGAUGCCAAAGUAUUGGAGCCAAUUACAAGGCGUAAAAAGGAAUGAUAAUCCGAGUAACGCUACCUAUUCAACAAAGCCGCAUGUUUCUAAUUACGAUUCAGAUUCUGAAAACGCAGCUCUUAAUGCCUUAAUAAAAACAUUGAAUACCAAGAAUGUUCAGACUCCUUCAACGAGUGAUACUAAUCUAAUACUCAUUCCGAAUGAAACAGUCAAUAGCUUAGAUGGAACCAAUACGAAUAGGACUUAUACAAUAAAUAACAAUGAGGAAAAACUUCCCAAUGAUAAAAGACUUGAGGACACGUCAAAGACUGCUAAUAGCCAAUCUCCACUUAAACUGCUUACUACUAAGGAAGCUAAUGAGAGACACGAUGACGUGGAUUCAAAGACCAAAAGUACUAUAACACCUUGUUUAUCUCUCUCAAAUAACGUAAUAGAAACUCAAUCAACUGUAAAUCCGGAUACUGAAAGACUUAACCUAAAAGACUCAGAAACGCAGAUAAAAUCAUGUCAUAAUUCUUCUACACCGAUUGAUAAAACAUCAGCGGAAUCUUUAGCUAUAACAACUACGACUACGAGCCUAAGUACAAAUAUAGUUACUCCGUUAGAUUAUUAUGAUUCUAUCCCGUCAAUUGAUUAUACUACUACUGAUAUGACAACUACUGAUCCUUUUGAAUAUAUAACGUCUCCUAUGUCCGCUUCAGGUAUAUUAACUAAUGAUACGGUACUUAGCCAACCUGAAUACGAUCUUUCAUAUGAUGCCUUUGCAAAUACUACUGCUAUUUCUACUACUACUCCAAUACCUAUUCUCACUUCUAUUCCGGCAUUGUGCCUUAGCUCCUAUCCAAAUGUAUCAAAUAAUUGCUAUGAUUAUUUAAUAAUGGUUGAUAUCGGUCCCAAACAUUUAUCAGAAAUUGAUCAGAAUAACCUUGCAAAAGAUUGGAUUUUAAAUUCUAACGACUCGUAUAUAACUUGCCAAAUUCCUGAUGAUUCUGAUGACUGGAUAAUAUACGUCGACGAAGAAAACUUUUCUGACCAAACAUUAACUCUAGGCGAAACAUCAUCAGCUGAUGAAGUUGCAACGUCUAAGCUAUUAACUACUCCUGUUUCUGAAAGAAAUAGAUCACAAGAAGAGCCUAAAAAUGUACAAGACGAAUACAACGUCCAUGUGACAAACACCACCACUGCUAUGACAACUACACACGUAACCAGAAACCAAGUUGAUAAUAAUACGACACAGGUUGUGGCAGAAAAUACCAAUAGAGCCAACAAUACUGUGGCUCAAAUACAGUAUGAAUAUAUUGACGAUACAAUGACAUCAUGUACAGAGAUACCUUAUGACUUAGUUUUGAAUCCCGAAAUCAUUAAUGGCUGAUCGUUGUUGAAACGCAACUGGCAAGUGGUAUCAGAGCAAAGUU
This is a messenger RNA of Cydia pomonella (codling moth), 5606 nucleotides long. RefSeq lists its product as uncharacterized. The record is from RefSeq and is a predicted model, not a curated record. The transcript has 2 exons. The coding region runs from base 3695 to 5563 and encodes 622 amino acids. Lineage: Eukaryota; Metazoa; Arthropoda; Insecta; Lepidoptera; Tortricidae.